Molecule: messenger RNA, 1462 nt
Organism: Acanthaster planci (crown-of-thorns starfish)
Lineage: Eukaryota; Metazoa; Echinodermata; Asteroidea; Valvatida; Acanthasteridae
Biological process (GO): hormone-mediated signaling pathway; adenylate cyclase-activating G protein-coupled receptor signaling pathway; activation of adenylate cyclase activity
Cellular component (GO): plasma membrane
Molecular function (GO): protein binding; G protein-coupled peptide receptor activity
Source: RefSeq, a predicted model, not a curated record
ACCAUUUGGCAUGUUUGGCAGUACUUUUAGCCAUCCAUAGUUUGGCAUAUGUUUGGGAGCAGAAUACAGAAAGAUUUUACUUAAGUACUCAUACGAAAAUCAGUUUGGAAAAGCAAUAUCUUCGAAAAUAGCUAUCCAGUGGCAUGGCAGUUUGCUUGGCAAAACCUUCAGUUUCAAGACUUUCAUCAGGAAAUUUUUGUGGAAUACAGGGGAGGAAAGAUCGUGUUUUCUAUGUUAGACAUUCUUGGCACUGUAUGGUGACUCAAAAGGUUCAUCAUGUUCACGGGAAUGAUAGAUGGAUUUAACAUGGAACUUCAUGUUCUGCGCCACCGCCUUCAUAUUGCAUCCAUGCAGAAGAAAGAUCUGGACUUGUUCUCACAUUCCCUCAUCAAGCUCACCUUGCUACACCAACACACCAGCUGCAAGUUUUUCAGUUUCACCGAAACCUGUGAUGAUUUUUCAGUUAUCAUCGAUGAACACGGCUUUAGUGAGCUCCCCUCCCGGACAGAGCUGAUGGUACAACCCACCAUCUGGCUGGUCCUCAAUGCCAUACCGAGCCCCACAGACGCCGACGGCAAUGCCGGACUCACCAAGACCACCAAGUCCCUCAUCAUGCUCCUAGCCGACCAGAAGAUAUCCAUCUACAGCUUGUCCACGUACCAGACAGAUUUCGUACUCGUGAGAGAGGAGGACUAUGACCGAGUUGUAUGGUGUUUGCAGCCUCACUUUGCCGUAUUCUGGGAGCAGGAGGACGGUGAGAUGAUUCCUGUUGCACUGGAGGGAAUACAGCAUACAUCCCCUCUGACGCCCACAGAGCCCAAAUCGCCGAGACCCAUUGUGCAUUACUUCCAGAGCCCAGACAACCAUUUCCUGGUGACAAGUCUCCAGCCUGAACUGCUGUCACACAUAAGCAUUGCACUGCUGCAGCUCAUGUUUUAUUCAGACAGCUUUCUUCCGCCACCCAAGGAGGGUCAUGAGCGAUUCUUGUCUCUGUCUAUCAUUAAUGACCGGAUGUCAUUGGUCGUAGAUACAGAGUCCCUAGCAUUGUUCCCCCCUGGCAGUGUCUGCACCGGGACUGAAGAAUACUGGAGAAUGAUCAAGAUAGGCAAUCUCCCCUUAGGCUUUGAUGAGAGUGGUAUAGCUGCCCAGAUAUCGGAACCUCUAGCCGAAGACAACAUACCCAUGUAUUACAUCAGUACCUUCCUAAACGAUCACACAUUGGUCUCCGAGCUUGAUAUUGAUCAUGCACUGUCGAUUCUUAAGAGCAAGCAAGGACAUAAUGUGACGGAAUUAUCAUGACUCUGGGGGAUGCCAGCAAUCCGUCGGAAGGUUGAUAACUGAUGACAUUGUCAGACAUAAGGACGUCUUUGGCUAUCAAUUUUUAAAGGGAGCAAAAGUUUAUGUAAUGGGUUUUGCCCUCACCCAACGUAUAUAUCAAUAAACACUGUAUGCUCGGUGCUUG